ACAGUACUUGAGUACAGUGUUCAACGGACGGAGCUAAAGAUGCGAUUCCAAUUCGUCCUGGCCUUUGGUCUUAUUGCCAUCUUGGCGACCGCUUAUGCUGGUGGCGAUACCACAGGCACCGGCAGCACGGGCACCGAUACUACGGGGACCGGGAGCACGGGCACCGGGAGCACGGGCACCGGUAGCACCGGGAGCACGGGCACCGGUAGCACGGGCACUGGCAGCACCGGGAGCACGGGCACCGGUAGCACGGGCACUGGCAGCACCGGAAGCACGGGUACAGGCAGCACCGGAAGUACGGCCACUGGCAGCACCGGAAGUACGGGAUCAACCACCUCUGGCAGCCCCAGCACCUCAACUGGCUCAUCCUCGACUAAUCCGUCUCCUUCCACAACCUCGCCCUCCACAUCGCCCACCACGUCCACCUCCCCGAGCGACUCCUCAUCCUCCGGCUCCAGCAGUAGCUCUUCGUCAUCCAAGCGGAACCGCAAGGAGAGGCGUCGUCGCUACCGACGUCGUCAGAGACGCCAGGAGAGACGCCGUGAGAGGAGGGAGCGCCAGCGCCAGCAGCGCCGUCGGGGCUGAAAUGGGAAUCCCAACUCACAUGACAUUGUAACUCAAUGCAAAUAAAAUUGUUACAUGAAAAACCAAUAUAAACCCUAGAUAUAAAUGUGAAUGCAAUUUUGUGUUGCAUACCUUAAGACACCAUAAGAGAAAUGUUUUCAGUCCUCCACAGAAUCACAGCAUGUACCAGCAAGCUUUCUUAGCUCGCAUAGCUUUCUCACUCCAUUUGGUUCUAUCUGAACUAGUGACUCGGCUUCAUACUAUCGUAGUAACGAAUUUCCUAAAGUACAGAACGCCCGGAAAGUAUGCAGAACAUAUAUGAGACCUUGUUUCGAAAUAAACUCACGAGGCUUU
This is a messenger RNA of Drosophila melanogaster (fruit fly), 918 nucleotides long. RefSeq lists its product as uncharacterized. The transcript has a single exon. The coding region runs from base 40 to 585 and encodes 181 amino acids. The record is from RefSeq and is marked reviewed. Lineage: Eukaryota; Metazoa; Arthropoda; Insecta; Diptera; Drosophilidae.